Pocillopora verrucosa is the source of this 1090-nucleotide messenger RNA. Lineage: Eukaryota; Metazoa; Cnidaria; Anthozoa; Scleractinia; Pocilloporidae. The record is from RefSeq and is a predicted model, not a curated record.
GAGUGUGGCAAAGAAGAAAUUUUCAUUGAUUUUGGUCUGCCUUGUGGAAAAGACGGACUUCAUAAAAGAAGUUGAUGACGAGAAAAAUUUCUUCUGAUUGAACUGGUCGACAUUUGACUUACAGGGAUAUUUCUUUGAUAGCAACGUAACUGCAGGAAGACAAAGCAAAUUUAAUACCAUUCUCUGAGAAGUUCGGGAAUUUAAACUUCCGGGUAUUCCUCACGGUAGCAUGGGAGGAAUAUUAUGGACCAUUUCAUUGCUUGCUGUCUUCACUUUCGCCAACGGACAAAACUAUGGAGCCUAUGGAGGAUAUCAGUAUACACCACUAUAUCCACCUUAUUACAAAAUGGCGCCCGUCUACAGCUGGUACCAACGGGAUUCAAAACCAACACCUGCUGUGGAAAUGGAACCGAAAUCUCAAGAUAUUACUCCGUUCGAAGUGCAAGGACUGUUGUAUCACAAUCUUCAUCGCAAAGUGCAUGAAACUCCAGAUCUUCGACUUGACCACGAGUUAAGCCUUCAGGCUGCAAGAUAUGCCCAGCAAAUUGCCCAAAGGUUAAGCGUAAAACAUUCUCCAAUUUCAAGCCGACCGGGGCAGGCAGAAAACAUCUUCUUACGCUGCAAAGCAUUCAGUACAGGAGUGUCUGCUUUUGAAGCAGUCCGAGAAUGGUAUUCUACUGUUUGCCACUGGGAUUUUGAUAAACCAAUCCCUGUAAACGAGAAAGGAAAGCCAUUCGGCAAGAUCGUAUGGCGAACAAAUCAGCAACUUGGAAUUGGACGGGCAAAUUUUCCUGUCGACAAAUUCAACUGUACUGCUGUAGUGGCGCGAUACAGACCUUAUCUCAAUCAGCAAAAUUACAUUGAAAAUGUUCCAAAGGGGAAAUUUGUUCCAACUGGCUGUCGCUAUAUAAAUGCGGUGGACAAUGACCAAUUUAUUGUGAAUCCUGAACCUGGAGAUGGUUGCCAAAAGAUUUCUGGAUUCAAAGGACAAAUGCUACAUGAAAGCUCCUCCUGCACAAUAAAAAAGUUAUUCGCAAUUUUUGGAGCUUCAGUGAGAAGAGGGAAACAAGGAUUUAGUGUUGUUUUAUAA